Messenger RNA from Amborella trichopoda, 1044 nucleotides. Lineage: Eukaryota; Viridiplantae; Streptophyta; Magnoliopsida; Amborellales; Amborellaceae. The record is from RefSeq and is a predicted model, not a curated record.
GAGAGAGAGAGAGAGAUAUUACUUGGUCAUUGAAAAUUUAAAUGUUGACCAGAUUUGUUGUGAUUCAACGGCAUAGGUUUAUGAAAUUUGAGGAUAGAAAGAGGGCUCUUGUUAGCAGAAUGCUUCAAUAUGGUCUUGUGCACAAAGUGUUAGGCAUUCCCUACAAGGACGUAAUCAUAAGGCGCACUGUUGAGGGAAAACCAUCUCUGGAACACAACCAUGAAAACUUUGAGUUUCCAAAUUUUAACUUCAACGCAUCACACCAUGGGGACUAUGUGGCUAUUGCUUCUGAGCCCCUAUGCAUUGUUGGUAUCGAUAUUGUCUCCCAUGAUACUCCAAAAUAUGAAGAUGCCUUGGACUUCAUCGCAAAUUUCUCCUCACAUCUUACCAGUUUGGAAUGGAAGAACAUUAUGAAUGCUGGUAGUACAACUGAAAUGAUGGCAGAGUUUUACAGGUAUUGGUGUCUAAAGGAAGCAUAUAUUAAGGCUAUAGGGAUUGGUCUUGGUUAUGAUUUGAGUAGAUUGGAGUUCUAUCGCACAGACUCAGGUAAAAUUCGUGUCCGAGUUGACGGGGAGGAUUCAGAAGAAUGGCGGUUUUGGUUAUGUGAGUUGGAUAUAAGGCACUUUGUUUGUGUUGCUAGGGGCAAUCCCAAGAGGGCGGUGGAGAGUUACAAAAGAACCUUAUGCAAGACUGAUUUCGACGAAAGCGAAUAUAGAUCUGCCCUGAACAUCCCAAACAAGGAUUUUGUUCUUUGUGAUAUUAGAGAAUUCAUUCCAGAAUCCAGAAGAGGAGAGUUUGAUAGCAUUAAUAAUGGAGGAGGGUCUUAAUGAUUUUGAGAAAUUGGCCUCUCUCUUCUAUUUGUGAAUAUUGUAAAUAGUGCAUUGCUUCUUAUCUUGUCUAUUUUUCAGUAAAAAAAAGGCAUUUUCAUAUGCAUUUCAUGGCUGCAUUUUAGUCCUAUUGAAUGGAUGGUUCAAAUUUCUUGCAAGCAGGUGCAAUUGGUAAUUCCAAACAAGGGUACCUAAUGAAUUGCUUCUUCCUAUGUCA